Molecule: messenger RNA, 3825 nt
Organism: Balearica regulorum gibbericeps (East African grey crowned-crane)
Lineage: Eukaryota; Metazoa; Chordata; Aves; Gruiformes; Gruidae
Source: RefSeq, a predicted model, not a curated record
UUCCUGUGAGCAGUGUUUCUAUCUAUGAUUACAAACCAUCCCCAGAAACAGGAGUGUUGUUUGAAAUUCAGUACCCAGAGAAGUACAAUGUUUUUACCAGGGUAAAUAUAAGCUAUUGGGAAGGAAAAGACUACCGAACAAUGCUGUACAAAGAUUUCUUUAAAGGUAAAACAGUUUUCAAUCACUGGCUACCAGGUAUAUGCUACAGUAACAUCACAUUUCAGUUGGUAUCAGAAGCAACCUUCAACAAAAGCACGCUAGUGGAAUACAGCGGGGUCCAGCAUGAGCCCAAACAGCACAGAACAGUUCCUUACCCACCUCGAAACAUUUCUGUUCAGAUUGUACCAAUCAACAGAAACACCUGGGAAGAGCACAGUGGGAAUUUUGCAGAAGAAUCAUUCAUGGGACCACAAGAAAUCAUAAGGAAAGAAAAACUUAGACAUUUUUCUGACAAUCCACCUGAAAUUCCAGCAGUCAACACAUCUGCUGCCUGGCCAGACUACCGCUAUAACAGCACCGAGUAUGAAACCACGUCACAGCCGUACUGGUGGUCUAACGAAGCUGAGUCAUCAGAAGGUGAAGAGGAGUUUGUCAAUGUGGUUUCCAGUGAUUAUGAGACCAAUGACGUCAACACAUCUGGAAAACUCACGCCAGAGCCCCCUUCCUUCCUUCCUGUACAAAUGGUGCUGACCUGGUUACCACCAAAGCCACCUACUGCGUUUGAUGGUUUCCAUAUCAAUAUUGAAAGGGAAGAGAACUCCACGGAAUUUUUGACAGUAAGUGAGGACACUCACAAAUUUGUUGCUGAACUGAAAGAACCAGGAAAAUACAAGUUGUCUGUAACAACAUUUAGCUCUUCUGGCUCUUGUGAAGUUCGGGGAAGUCAAUCAGCAAAAACACUUAGCUUCUACAUCAGCCCCACAGGUGAAUGGAUAGAAGAGCUCACUGAAAAGCCCCAGCACGUGACCGUGACGGUGCUAAGCUCCACGACUGCCCUGACAUCCUGGACAGCAUCACAAGAGAGCGGCGGCAACAGCACCAUCGUGUCUGUGGUCUCCCUGACCUGUCAGAAGCAAAAGGAAAGUCAAAGGCUUGAAAAACACUACUGCACUGAGGUAAAUUCAAGCAGCAACCUCAUUGAAAAUCUUGUUCCUGGUGCCCAGUACCAAGUUGUGGUUUACUUACGGAAAGGACCGUUGGUUGGACCGCCUUCUGAUCCUGUUACAUUUUCCAUUGUGCCCACUGGAAUAAAGGAUCUGACGCUUUACCCUUUGGGACCUACUGCUGUGGUUUUGAGCUGGAACAGACCUUUCCUUGGGGUGUUUAGGAAAUAUGUUGUAGAAAUGUUUUACUUCAACCCAUCAACGAUGACCUCCGAGUGGACAACCUACUAUGAAAUAGCAGCAACCGUCUCCUUAACUGCCUCCGUGAGAAUAACUAACCUGCUGCCUGCUUGGUAUUACAAUUUCCGGGUCACCAUGGUGACUUGGGGGGACCCAGAGCUGAGCUGCUGUGACAGCUCCACCAUCAGCUUCAUAACAGCACCCGUGGCACCCGAGAUUACCUCCAUAGAAUACUACAACCACCUUUUGUACAUCACCUGGACCUAUGGAGGAGAUGGUACUGACCUUUCUCAUUCCAGGAUGCUGCAUUGGAUGGUUAUUGCAGAAGGAAAGAAAAAAAUCAAGAAGAGUGUAACACGCAAUGUGAUGACUGCAGUGUUGAGCUUGCCUCCGGGGGACAUUUACAACCUUUCAGUGACUGCUUGUACUGAAAGAGGCAGCAAUACUUCCCUGCCCCAGCUUGUGAAAUUGGAACCAGCCCCUCCAAAAUCACUGUUUGCUGUCAACAAGACUCAGACCUCUGUGACUCUGCUGUGGGUGGAAGAAGGAGUGGCCGAUUUCUUUGAAGUCUACUGCCAGCAGGCUGGAUCUGGUCAGGAAACAAAAGUUCAGGAACCUAUCACUGUCUCUUCACAUGUGGUGACCAUUUCCAGCCUAACCCCUGCCACUUCCUACAACUGCAGUGUGACCACCUUUAGCCACAACAGCCCCAGCAUCCCCACUUUCAUUGCAGUUUCCACCAUGGUCACCGAGAUGAAUCCCAACGUAGUGGUAAUCUCCGUGUUAGCCAUCCUAAGUAUCCUUCUGAUUGGACUGCUGCUGGUGACUCUUGUUGUACUCAGGAGGAAACAUCUACAAAUGGCCAGGGAGUGCGGAGCUGGAACCUUUGUCAAUUUUGCAUCUUUAGAGAGAGAUGGAAAACUUCCCUAUAAUUGGCGUAGAAGUGUAUUUGCUUUCCUAACUCUGCUACCCUCAUGCCUUUGGACUGAUUAUCUUUUGGCAUUUUAUGUUAAUCCUUGGAGUAAAAAUGGAUUAAAGAAGAGAAAGCUGACCAACCCUGUCCAGUUGGAUGAUUUUGAUGGCUACAUCAAGGAUAUGGCCAAAGAUUCAGAUUAUAAAUUUUCUCUCCAAUUUGAGGAGCUAAAACUGAUUGGGCUUGACAUACCCCACUUUGCUGCUGAUCUUCCCAUGAAUCGCUGUAAAAAUCGCUACACAAAUAUACUGCCAUAUGAUUUUAGUCGUGUCCGGUUAGUUUCAAUGAAUGAAGAAGAGGGGUCUGACUACAUUAACGCCAACUACAUUCCUGGUUAUAAUUCACCCCAGGAAUACAUUGCAACCCAAGGACCACUGCCAGAAACUAGGAAUGAUUUUUGGAAGAUGGUUCUCCAGCAAAAAUCUCAAAUUAUUGUUAUGCUUACUCAGUGUAAUGAGAAAAGAAGGGUGAAAUGUGAUCAUUACUGGCCUUUUACAGAAGAUCCUGUUGCAUAUGGGGACAUCACAGUGGAGAUGCUGUCUGAGGAGGAGCACACAGACUGGGUUUAUAGGAAUUUCCGAAUUAGCUAUGCUGACGAGGUGCAAGACGUGAUGCAUUUUAACUACACCGCCUGGCCGGAUCACGGUGUCCCCACGACCAACGCUGCUGAAAGCAUCCUCCAGUUUGUACAGAUGGUCAGGCAGAAAUCAGCGAAGAGUAAAGGCCCCAUCGUCAUACACUGCAGUGCUGGAGUGGGACGAACGGGAACCUUCAUUGCCCUGGAUCGGCUCUUACAACACAUCCGUGAUCACGAGUUCGUAGAUAUAUUGGGGCUGGUGUCUGACAUGAGGUCCUAUAGAAUGUCCAUGGUGCAGACAGAGGAACAAUACAUUUUUAUUCACCAGUGUGUGCAACUGAUGUGGCAAAAGAAGAAACAGCAGUUCUGCAUCAGCGAUGUCAUAUACGAGAACGUCAGCAAGUCCUAGUUCCGAGUCACAGGUGGUGAGACCAUGAAGCACACCCAUCUUCCCUUGCUUCUGACUUUUUUUUUAUUUGAUGGUUUGAACGGCCAGUUGUUCUGCCACAAGAACUGCUUUGCAGUACACGGAGAAUGAAAGAGAGAAACUUUUAACUUUCUGAAGCACUGGGGAGACAAAGCCUUAACAAGCCUGCGGUGUCUUUUGAACUGUUUAAUUUCUGGACAUUUUUUUAAAAUACCGGACCAAAUUAAACUAAACAACAUGAAGGAAAAGACACUAUAUGUGCAUAAAAUAGAUUGCUCCAGAGUGUUGGGUUUUUGUUUGGUACUUUUUUUUUUUUUCCUGUGCAGGUUGGGCUUAAGGUUAAAGUAAGUGCAAUAUUUUUUUAAUAGUUGACUGAAGAACUUUCUUCAUGUGUCACUGGUCUGUGCUAACAUCCAUAGGAGAGCAGGCAUUGUUAGUAUCUAAUAAUACCUCAUUAGUGAAUAGCGAGGCAUGAACAUACAUGAAGAAAUCUGGAGAUUGUGAA